AUGCCAGAAGUGGGUAGAUUUAGCGAUGCAAUGGAUCGUUCUCCUAUACGAUCACUAAGUGAAGACAUAAUUCACGUCUCCCUGAGGUUGGGACCUUUAAAUGAUCAAGAUCCAACUGGAAACGAGGAGAUCAGGGCCAGUCUGGACCUCCAAGAAGUUAGGGAACAAGUUGGAUCACUAGGAGGGAAAGGCAAGAAUUCAAAACCUGCAAGUAACCUUACUGCAAGGCCUCCAGCGGCGGCGAAGAAAAGAGGAGCUAGAUCCCCUGCUCAAGGAGUGGCUGUGAAGAAGAGAAGGGUAACAAAAACCCAAAGCUCAUCGAAAAGGAAACUCACAACGACGACACGCCAGAGUGGAGCUUCCUCUAGAGCUUCGAAAGCAGGAAACCAACCUACGACGAGUGUGGUCCGGUCCAGAUCCUCUUCCUUAGUGAACAUGUGUUGGAACUGUCAAGGUAUAGGGAGCGACCUGACAGUUUGUCGUCUGAGGGAGUUUAGAAGGAAAGACCCCCCAGAUAUAAUGUUUCUUAUAGAAACGAAACGUCAAGAUGAGGAGGUUUUCAGAAUGUACCAGGAAACAGAGUUCACAAAUCCCUUUACUGUACCUUCUGAUGGACUCAGCGGUGGCUUAGCUCUUUCUUGGAAAGAUAACGUCCAGCUUGAGAUCCUCUACUCUUCACCUAAUGUAAUUGACAAAAAGAUCUCUUUUAAUGGAAAUUUUUUUUUCGUGUCUUACAUAUAUGGUGCUCCACAACGAGAAAACCUCGCUAGUUUUUGGGAGAUACUCUCGGACAUAGGCAUACAGCGUGAUGCUCCGUGGCUUCUUACCGGAGACUUUAAUGAUCUCCUUGACAACUCGGAAAAGGUUGGGGGGCCGUUGAGAUGGGAGGGUUCCUUCUUAUCGUUCAGGAACUUUGUCUCCUAA
Brassica napus (rape) is the source of this 924-nucleotide messenger RNA. RefSeq lists its product as uncharacterized. Gene Ontology annotation, molecular function: catalytic activity. The transcript has a single exon. Bases 1 to 924 code for a protein of 307 amino acids. Lineage: Eukaryota; Viridiplantae; Streptophyta; Magnoliopsida; Brassicales; Brassicaceae. The record is from RefSeq and is a predicted model, not a curated record.